AACAAACAUUUAUUAUAUUAAUAACUAGAAUAAAUAAUAGAUUUUAAAAACAAAGGAAUAUUCGAUAGAGAUGUAUUAAAAUAAUUAUAUGACCAUUUAGAAUUCAAACAUAGCCAAGAUCCUUUAGUAGAAAUAAAUUUAAGGAAUUUUUGCGUAGUAUAUUUAGAAGCAGAAGACGUUCUAAAGCAAAAAAUAAAUGACGCCAAAAGUUUAUUAACAGACUGUUAUAAUAAAAGAUAAGAAUCUUAACAAAAAUUAAAAGACAUAAGACAAGUUGAAAACUUAAAUAAUCAUGGAAUUUCACAUAAUUCAAAAUUAGAAAUAACAAUAAAAAGUGUAUAAUUAUUUACUUUUAUACAAACAUAACCCUAUGUAUCAGUUAAAGUAGGAAAUUAAUAAUAAAUGACAGAAUAAAAAUAAGGAACAUCUGUAUAAUAUAAUACUACAUAUA
Molecule: messenger RNA, 451 nt
Organism: Ichthyophthirius multifiliis
Lineage: Eukaryota; Ciliophora; Oligohymenophorea; Hymenostomatida
Exons: 2
Source: RefSeq, a predicted model, not a curated record